This is a messenger RNA of Dromiciops gliroides (monito del monte), 11511 nucleotides long. It is a transcript of the gene KCNK10, whose product is annotated as potassium two pore domain channel subfamily K member 10. Bases 3892 to 5505 code for a protein of 537 amino acids. The record is from RefSeq and is a predicted model, not a curated record. Lineage: Eukaryota; Metazoa; Chordata; Mammalia; Microbiotheria; Microbiotheriidae. Gene Ontology annotation, molecular function: potassium ion leak channel activity. The transcript is spliced from 8 exons. Gene Ontology annotation, biological process: stabilization of membrane potential; potassium ion transmembrane transport. Gene Ontology annotation, cellular component: membrane.
UAUUAUUCAAGUCCCAGGGGGAUUUCUACAUUUCAUUACAUAUACAUAUUUCAGGACUUAAACUUUAUGUUCGUGAUGGAAGGGGACUAAGAUUUAUUUGUUUCAUUGUGUGGAGUUGUUUGUUACAAACUUAGCUUUGUCCAGCUUCUGGAGGAAAGAUACAGAGUUGGGGGGAAUCAGGAGGAGUUAGGAUGAUGAAUGAUUUAGCAGAGUUGAUGCCCAAGAAGAGAACAGAAAGAUCAUUUGAAGGUCCGGUUGCCAGAUAAAGUAGGAGCUUCUUUGAACCCCUUAUUUCGCAAUCUGUUGUUCUCUUUUCAGUUUCAUCCAGUCUAUCCCAAAUGACUGACCCUCCUAAACUAUUAGUUAUGAUGACUGUACACUGCAGUGGAUUCUUGGAAAGGUUUUCUUAUGAGGAUCUGAACCUGAUAACCAUGAUACCAAGAUCAUUUCUAAAGACCCUUCAACUUUAUGAUUAUCUCUGCUCAGACUCUAACUUGGUAGAUAAAUCUUUGGAUCUCAUUUUUGCCUUGGGUAGUUUCUUUGUUGACACAAAUUAUAUAGGACUUCUCAGAGCCCAGGUUACCAGAAGAAGGGAAUCAAAUGAAAACUUGUUUAUUAGCAAUUGCAUCGUGUACAAAAGGGCUUUCUGCAUACUUCCAUGAGGUAAACAUUGUAGUUAUCAUUCCCAUUUUAUAGAUGAGGAAAUUGAGGCUUAGAAAGCCUUGCCUGACUUGCCCCCUAGGAAGUGUUAGAGCCAAGAUUUGAACUCAGACCUCUUAUUUCCUUUUUCAAUGCUCCUUCAAAUCUCCAUAGUUUACAUCAACUUGCUUGGCUAUACUCAUCAUACUAGUGACCAGCAAAUAGUAGGAAUUCUAUUUCCUAUUAGUUUUCCAGCUUGAAUCUUUUCUUCUGUUUAUCUGACAUUGUCUUCUUCUUCUCCUGGCCUGGUGUCCUGAUAUAGAUGAAAUAAUCCAGCCACUAGGCUGGAUUUCUUGUUCUGAACAGGGACAAUAAAGACGCUGUUUGAUGGAGAGAGGGAGGGGAGUAGGAAUUUAAGAAUCCUUCUAAAGGACUUCUGAAACAGCUCCUUCUAAAAACUUGCGCAUAGGCUCUAUACACGUCAUAGCAAUAGUAGAUUGUGUUUAUUAUUUUUUACAUUGUGAUCUCUCAUGUUUUCAAAGUAUUCUAAUGUUGAAGGGGGAAUAGGUAUGGAACUUGGAUUAUGAGGAUGGCUCUGUAGCACUAAUACCAAGUAUUUUUGCCACAACAUCCCUGAAAGGUAGAUAGUGCAAGCAUUACCGUGCCUAUUUAACAAAGGAAGAAACUGAGGUCUAGAGAGGUGAAAUGAAGCACCCAAGGUUACAUGGAUAGUAAGUAAUGAGUCAGAGCCAAAACUCAAACCUAAGUCUUUUGAUUCUGAGUUUAGUUUUCUUCCUAUUGUGCUAUUGCCAUCUGUUUCCUGACUGCCAGUGAGGUUCUCCAUCUAAUCAUAGAUUCACAAGCCAGAAGAUGAUAGAGAUACUAGUCCAAACUCUUUCUACAGAGUAAAGAAAUGAGGCCCAGAGAAAUUACCUCUCAACAAGGUCACUCAGAGAAGAGCCUAUAUUUGAAUCCUAUAAUUUGCAUUUUAACUCCAACACUACCAUUCCACCAAGAGGUGACAGGCCAGCAAUCAUACUAUCUCUAGAUUGGAGUUCUUAACAUGGUAUCUGGGAACUUGUUUUUCUUAAUAUUUUGAUAAUUCUACUUCAGUGUAACUGGUUUCCUUUGUAAUCCCUUGUCUUUUUAUUUUAUGCAUUUAAUAACAUUCUGAGAAAGGGUCCAUACAUUGCAAUAGAUUGCCAAAGGGGGAGCCAUUUCACAUAAAAGGUUAAGAACCUUUGCCUAGCCAGUUUGAACCCUACUAGGUGUUAAAUGGUAAAGUUAUAGACUAAGUUGAGUUUCUGGAAGGAUAACUUUUCUGGUCAGAGUUAGAAGGCUGAGUGUUUCACUUAGGAUAUAUAAAAAGAGUAAGCCUAGGUUAACACAAACCUUCCCAGCAGUCUCAAGUUUCUUUGGUCAAGCAUACUAACACACGUCAACUUCUAGAGUCCCACCAGAGAGACAUAAGAUUGAAAAAGAGAGUGAUUUUCUGUAAAAAUAAACGAAAUAACCAAUAGCAGCCUGUGCAGUGCACUUAUUUGGGGAUUCAACAGCUUGGGUUCAAAUCCUGGAUCUAUGAUUUAGUAGUUAUGUGACCACAGUUAAGUCACUUGGUGCCAAUGGACUUCCUUCUCUGUUAAGUGAAGGGUCAAACUAAAUUAUCUCUAUGGUUCUUUCCAGUUUGAAUAUUCUAUAAGAGGCUUUUAGAAAUCUUAUCUUAGGAUCCAGAGUCCACCCUUAAAUUGUUCCCUCUUCAUGCAGUGGAUAAAAUAGGGAUAGAGACUGUGAUUUCAUUGAUAUAGGGAUCUGCUUAAAAGAAAAACUCUACCAAGGCAAUUUAUAAUUUUGGAGAAUUACCUAAGUCACUAUGAGGUUAAGUGACCAGACUAGGAUCAUACAGUCAGGAUGUGUUGGAAGUGGUACUUGAACUCAGGUCUUCCUUUUCCUGAGACCAGCUCUCUAUACUUUACCCAAGACUGCCUCUCUAUGAAAGAGACUGCUUAUAAAUAGAAUUUUUUCCAGUGAAGUCUUUCAGGAAUAUUAGAUCUAGACCUUAGAUAUUAUCUUGUUCAACAAGGUCAUUUUUAUCACCUUCAAGGGAGGCUCUUUUCAGAAGUCGAGGCCCUGUUGCCUUUCCCCAUCCAGACACCCACUCGACCUUUGCCAUCAUAUCCUUGGCUUUAGGUUGUGUCAGUGGAACAGAAUGUAGCACUGGGUGCCAAAUGUCCUGUUGAGUCCUGCUCAGGGAAGCAAAAGAUGAUGACCUCCAAGGAGGAAAUGUAAAAGAACCAUCAGUUCCUGGGGCAGGAGCCUCCGCUGCUGUUUUGGAGCCAGCUGGAGCUGUUGAUUCCUGGGGUAUCCAGGCUGUUGAGGACUUUUCUUUCCUUCUGACCGUGUUUUUCCCCCUCUCCAACUCCCCUCCCUAUCCUUACGGUGAAGCAACCCCGGCCAUAUGGUAGGUAGCUUGGGAAGGGAGCUUGGGCUGUGUCUAGGGAGAGAGGCUUCCCUAAGGUUCGAGAGAGGGAGAGAGAGAGAGAGAGAGAUCACGCCCGACAGAUAUGGGAGUAGUCUCAGCAAACAAAAGGCUUAUGGAUUUCUUCUGGUCUCCUCAGAAAGAGGGAGGUGGAGAAACUCUACCCACCGUCCCGAGCAAGGAAACACAGGCAAGAGGGGCUUGAGGUAGAGGAAAUUUAGGGGGCCUGGGAUAGAAUCCAUUGCAAAGAGGUUAUCCCAAGGAAGGGCGUCUUCUCUUGCUGCUGCUGCUGCCGCUCCUGAUGCUGCUGCUACCACCAGCUAGCCAAGCGUGUCUCCGGCUGACUGCAAACUCCGCCUAACAACACUGCAUCCUCCUCCUCCUUCUUCCUCCUCCACUCAGCCCAGAGAUCAAAGCCACACAUGGACUAGACCAUCUGGGCUGCAGAGCCUCGCACCUGAAGGGACCACAUUUUGGAUCAGCCUGGCUAAUCUUACUGGGGUCUUCCUCUCCAACAAUUCCCGUGCAGACCUUACUUUUGAUUCCAUCCAGGGUGCAGCUGCCCUCCACACAAAUACAACUAAAAAGAAUAAGUCCUUCUCUCCAGUCCCUCCUUAGCAUACAUACAUUUUCCUUGGUGGGCUUUCCCCGAGGUUGUUGAGCCAAAUCAGUCCAGGCUCUCCUAUCACUCGAAAUUAAUUCGUUGGACUGCAGCACUAAGGCAGAGAAGUUGGGGACCUUAUUUCAUUUUCUCUCCCUUUUCGGGCAACGGAGCAAUGAAAUUUCCAAUCGAGACUCCAAGAAAACAGGUGAACUGGGAUCCUCAAGUGGCUGUUCCUGCAGCAGCACCAACAAGUCAGCCCAAGAGUGUCACUAACGGGCACUACCCAGCCCCACGCCUCUCAAUUUCCUCUCGAGCCACGGUGGUUGCCAGAAUGGAAAAUACCUCCCAGGGUUUACAGACCGUCAUGAAGUGUAAAACAGUUGUAGCCAUCUUUGUGGUCGUGGUGGUCUAUCUGGUCACAGGAGGUCUUGUCUUCCGGGCACUUGAACAGCCCUUUGAGAGCAGCCAGAAGAACACUAUUGCCUUGGAGAAGGCGGAGUUCCUUCAGGACCACAGGUGUGUGGGCCCACAGGAACUCGAUACACUGAUUCAGCAUGCGCUUGAUGCGGAUAAUGCUGGAGUCAGUCCAAUAGGAAAUUCUUCCAACAGCAGUAGUCACUGGGACCUUGGAAGUGCCUUUUUCUUUGCUGGGACAGUCAUCACGACCAUAGGAUAUGGAAAUAUUGCUCCAAGCACUGAAGGAGGCAAAAUCUUUUGUAUUUUGUAUGCCAUCUUUGGAAUUCCACUCUUUGGUUUCUUAUUGGCGGGAAUUGGAGAUCAGCUUGGAACUAUCUUUGGGAAAAGUAUUGCAAGAGUGGAGCGGGUCUUUCGGAAAAAGCAAGUGAGUCAGACGAAGAUCCGGGUGAUCUCAACCAUACUAUUCAUCUUGGCAGGCUGCAUUGUAUUUGUAACAAUUCCUGCGUUCAUUUUUAAGUACAUUGAGGGAUGGACAGCCUUAGAAUCCAUAUACUUUGUGGUUGUCACAUUGACCACUAUUGGCUUUGGUGAUUAUGUGGCAGGGGGAAAUAGAGGUAUCCAUUAUCGAGAGUGGUAUAAGCCCUUAGUGUGGUUUUGGAUCCUGGUGGGUCUCGCCUACUUUGCUGCUGUCCUCAGUAUGAUUGGAGACUGGCUCCGGGUUCUGUCUAAGAAGACAAAAGAAGAGGUUGGUGAAAUAAAAGCUCACGCAGCUGAGUGGAAAGCCAAUGUGACAGCUGAGUUCAGGGAGACGAGGAGACGCCUGAGUGUGGAGAUCCAUGACAAGCUUCAGCGGGCAGCCACGAUCCGGAGCAUGGAACGCAGGCGCUUGGGCCUGGAUCAGAGGGCUCACUCCCUGGACAUGCUGUCUCCUGAGAAGCGUUCAGUCUUUGCUGCACUAGAGACUGGGCGCUUCAAAGCCUCAUCUCAGGAAAGCAUCAAUAACCGACCCAACAACUUGCGCCUAAAGGGGUCAGAGCAUCUGGACAAACAUGGGCAAGGAGCAUCUGAGGACAACAUUAUCAACAAGUUUGGGUCCUCUUCCUCCAAGCUCACCAAAAGGAAAAACAAAGACCUUAAAAAGAGUGUCCCAGAGGAUGUUCAGAAAAUUUACAAGACCUUCCGGAAUUAUUCCCUGGAUGAGGAGAAAAAAGAAGAAGAUUCAGAAAAAAUGUGCAACUCAGACAACUCGAGCACAACCAUUUUGACUAACUGUAACCAACAGCACUCGGAGAUGGAGAAUGGUGUGAUACCUUCUGAGACCAAAGAAAAGGAAAAUGAAAACAAUUCAUUACUUGAAGACAGAAAUUAAAUGUAAUGUGAUGUUAGUGUUUUUUAUAUACAUAUUGAGACAUGUGCCUUAUAUGAACCUCUUUAAUUAGUCUGAAUUACAUAGCAUUGAAGAAUAUUUCACUGUGCCAUAAAUGAAUGAAAAGCUGGCUCUGCCAAAAUGAAUCAAAGUACAGCACUUCAAAAUAGUGACAGUAGAACACACACCAGGAGUUUCAACAAGUAGGUUACCAUGGUGAAAUGUUAAGGGAGAGAGUUACCAUGGCAAUACAACUGGAAGGUUACCACCCUGGCAUAAUAGUUGGGAAAAAAAAGGGCAGCUAUUUUUUAGACCAGCCUUUUGAAAGAAAAAAAAAAGGUGAGAAUUAUGUAUCUUAUCAAUGGAGUCCUGUUUCCUGAACAUCUUAAUGUUUUCUGAAUAUACAUAGUGAUAUGUAUACACAUAGGAAAAGGGGAAAUGAUUGGGGUGAACUGGUAACUUAUUAGAAAUUCAUUUUACAUUUUGGCAAGUGCUCUGAGCUUGAAUUUUUUUUUUAAAUCAUCUAAUGCAUAGUCUUUCUAAACUCCAAAAGAAUGUCCACGGAACCUGAGACCAGCUGGAUGUUGGAAGCAGAUCAGAGCAAACAUGUUAAAAGGUGCAAUUACUUUUCUCAUUAAAAAAGAAAGAAAAGAACAACAAAAAAACAUCACACUGUGGAUAUCACCUUAACCAAUGACAAAAAAAUGUACUGAAUUUCUUUUGUUUUUUCUCUGAGGGGUAGCCCAGAUAAACUGGAUAAACAUAGGCAAAAACUCAACUUCAACUACUGUAUUGUUCAAUGGCAAACCUUGUGUUUUCCUUAAUGUGUCCAGUGUCAGGAAAACUGGUUUUAAAUUCUCCCUUUUCAUGCUUUCUGGCAGAACUUUGCUUUUAAUGUGGGCAGAUAAAGGGGUUGGGGGUGGGGUGGGAAGCUAUUGCCUUGCAUGUUGUCAGCAUCCUGCUGUUGACUAUAGCUGAAUAGGACUUUUUUACAAAAACUGAUAUCAUCCAUUUCUGAUACCUAGAGAUAGAUGAGGACCAUCCAUCAUUAUCAUCUCAGGGCUCUCUGUCACUUUUUGGGUGGAGUGGGGUGGAGAUGUGAGAUCCAACCCUAAUGUCUCCAAACAAGGGGAAAACCUGUCCAUCAACCAAAUCUAAUCAAUGAAGAACAACAUGUUUUAAGUGCUUAGAGUUUAAGUGCCAUUAACACUAUUCAUUAUGUUUUUUUUCAUCCUACUAGGAAGUAUUUCUUUUUUAAAAUUUUAAGUUUGGGCUUUCAUUUGCUACUAUUUUUCCUCCCUUUCUCUCAUUAUCUCACGCUUUCUUCCCUAGAACAUGAACCUGAACUUGGUUGGUGAUGUCAAGCCAAAUGAUGAACAAAUAACCAAAAUGUGAUGUUCUUGAAUGUUCCACAAGCCCUUGGGGAUAGGGGAGGAAAACAAUGGCCCACCCAUUGUAUAGAGACAACCACUUAAAUUGAUUUUUGUUACAAAAUAAGGAAAUGCUAGUGAGUUUGAGGUCCCAGUACUGUUUGCACUUCAGUCUUUACUAUUCUCUUGUCAACUUUAUAUACUCAAAAUGAGGUAUAUUUGAUGCAUGCUCUCAAUGAUCCCCUAAUCUUCGAGAUCAAACAAGGAUACCUUGUUAAAGGUUUCCAUGAUUCGAUUCAAUUCCGUUCAUUGCCUUGGGGAUGUGUGGUCAAUUAACCCAGGAGAAUGAUUUCCCAUAGGAUUAUAUUACUGGAAGGGACCUUUAGGCAUGAUCUAGUCCAUCCCCAGGCUUUCAGACUAGGGACACUCCUACAAUAUUUCUGAUCAAUGGGUAAGAUUUUCCAGGGUGGGAAUCUUCCUGACCUUUUUCCAUACAGGCAUGGCUGUGCAGAUAGAUCACAUACAAUGGUGUUUCCUUUCUUCAAACUUAGCUCCUCUGUUCUUUAGACUCCAUUUCAUGUUUUUCCUUCACUAAUGGGGUUGAACUAUAGGAGAAGCUUCUGGGCAUUUUGGGAAUGACUACGAAUCAAGUGGCCCUAUGGACUCUAGAUAGGAUUAUGGUCCGCCCAGAUAAAUGUCUGAAUUGAGUGAAUUAGAACUUUGACUCAUAAGACACUAUCUAUAAAUGGCAACACUGUGUAGUUGUACAUAAAGUUAUGCAAGAGUAGGUAUAGUUUCUUACUAUGUGUAUCCACCCACCCUUUUAAAAUGGACUGGCAGUUGUAAUUCAUGAGUUCACAUUAAGCCCAGGGGAAGUUUCUGGAUAAAAGUUCUGAAUCAUUGUCAGUGGGUUUCACACUUGCUUAGGUUCCCAACCAAUCUAAAUUCUGGAUCCUUGGUAAUGGCCCUUUCUCCAUUUGACUGACCCACAAACUGUAGCAUCCAGGAGGCUUCUACGUUUCUCUGAAGGCAAGCUUUAGCCCUAUAGGGCUGACUGGGACACAAUUAUCCCUAUGUGCCUCUAGCUCCUGAGAUUGGUGGUAGUGACAAGGUAGAGUCUCAUAGUGAGAAAGGUACAAGAGAGAAGCACAAAGAUAACAUUUGAGGCAAAAUAUGGAAUGUGGCAAUGUUAACCCUGUGUAGAUCCAGCCUAACAGAUUUUAUCCCAAACUCCAGAAUGUAUAUUUUACCAUCUUGAAAUGUUGUAUAUAUUACCCACCUGUAUUGUUAAACUAUUAUAUGGACACACUAUCAUGCACUUUACCGUUCACCUUGCAGAAACACAACAUAUGGAAGGAACAAAAGAAUACAAAACACAAAACUGCAUUUUGCACCAAAUGAAACAUACAUUUGCUGGAGUACUAAAUAUAAGCUUUUUUUUUUAACUGCAUCCGAUUCCAAAUAACUGAAGUAAUCAAUACAGCAAUAGGAUAUAUGCAUAUAUGUGCAUACAUAUAUGCAUAUAUAUUUUCCCUCCACAUAUAAAGUAAUCCUCAGAUACAAAUGAUACUGUAAUCCUGGAAAAGAAAGAACCAAGGUAAGUCCUACAGUGUAGAUAGAUCCAAUAAGAACACAUAUAUCAAUGAACUUUGUGAAACCUAAAGCCCUUUACAAGUUUUGAAAGGUUUUCUGAGAGAUUGAAAACAAAACAAGGGGCUUAAUCUCUUUCCCUUUCACACAAGAUGACACUUUGGCAGAAGUAAUGUAACAUUUCUUUUUUGGGGAUGAGUGGGGGUGGGAUGGGUCAAGGAGGCAUUCUAUAAAGGAUGAUUUCUUUUAAAGAUCAGGCUAAAUUGUGCACAAUGACCAGUUACCAUAUGGUUGUGCCCCUUUACUAACCAAGAAAAGAGAAAUUUCUUUUAGCUAGAGACUUUGGCUAAGGACAUGAUUAGACCUGCCAGCCACAAAGUGAUCUUUGCUUCCCCUUCUAUUUGAGUGUCAGACUUCCUCAAUAUCUCUGAGUUCUGUAGAGAGCAGGUAGAAGACAAAAGUGAUUUUGCAGAACAUACGCUACCCUAUUCCUUAUCAGAUGAACUGGGUAUUCAUGGCUGUUGAAGAGAUAGUUUGGGACCAGGGCAGAAGAUGAUAUGAAUGGCCUCACUGACUAAAUAUAUUAUAUUAGAGAAAUAAAGAUCCCUGGACUUGGCAGUGAGGAGACUUAGGCUCCAGUUCUGACUCUGUCCCUUGUCAGAUUAUGUAUCCUUGGGCAAGUUACUUACUUCUCUAGCUUCUGUGUUUUCAUUUGUAAUAUAAGGAGGUUGGACUAAAAGAUUCUCCUUAAUGUCCCUUCUAGCCAUAUGAAUCUAUGAAGAAAACUUCCCUAUUCUAGUAGUAACCAAUAAACAUUUAUUAAACUCUUACUGUGUUCCAGGCUAAUGCAUGGGAUACAAAAAGAAGCAAAAGAUAGUCCCUGCCCUCUAGGAGUUCACAACCUAAUAUACUAACUAAUGAAUCAUAUUGCUCCUAUCUGGAAAUAUUCAAUGAUUCUGAUGUUUUCUAUGAUUUUAAGAAUUAAAUUUCCUACCUUUCAUGACUUGUUAUAUGGUAUAUCGAUGGAGACCACCCCUGUAUGUAGAAGGCCAGACUGGAACUAAGAAUGAUGUCCUCUCUUGGGCUCAUAACUACCUUCUCCAAAGGAGACAGUAGUCAGAUGACUUCAUGUCAUGUUGAUAUAGGUUUGCCUGGAUUUAAACUAAUUGAGACAUUUGACCUUGAGCUGAUUGGCCGCCCAAUGAAUGGAAAGUGUGGUUUAACACUACAUAAAUUUGUGUACUAUAAACACACUAAAAGCAUAGAAAUAGACACAAAAUCAAGGCCCACAGUGAACAUCAUGAAAUAUAAUCCCAUGGAGAAAGUAUUGGCAGCUAUUUCUUUAUUUGUGGCCCUCUCAAAUCCACCUUUCUUUCUUCUGAGAUGGCAUUAAUUCCUGUCUAAAUCAGUGCAACUCAUUUAUCUGUCUGUUUGGUUUCUAGUAUUAAUGAUGCUGUGGAUGGAGGCUGGAUUGCUCAACACAUCAAAUAAAAACAUAAAUAUCCUAGGCCUCUCAAUGUACUACCCAUUUCCUAACUAUAGGAUAAGGCUAUGAGCAAGAAUGAAAAAAAAAAGGUCACUUACAAAAAGCAAAACGUCGAAAAGGGUGAACUAUGUUUUUAAUACUCUUUGCACAUGGCCAUUAGCAUGUCAGUCUUUCUCACUACUAUGAUGCAACAAAUAAGAAAUGACAAAUGUUGGAGCAAUAUGAGCGAAGUUGCUCUUGGUGCAAUACUGGAGCCCAUCAGCAAAAGCCUUAAAUUGGAAAAAUGCUAAAUCUUUGACCAAAAGGUCACUUUAAUCUGACUCCUCAGAUAUUAAUUCUGCUUGUGGGAACUAGGGAAUCGCAUGCACUUAACAUGAUUGUAAAUAAAGCUGUGCACACAUUUCAUUUGGAAACAUGUACUCAGUCUUUGCACGGGAAACUAAUUGCAUUGUCCUUCACCCAAAUGGUAUAUUUCCCUUUAAAUCUUGGUCCUCCUGUGUCAGUAUGAAAGUCACAUUUCAGCAUUGUAGUCUUAGGAUAAAUAAUAGAUGCUUCUAAUUUGACUGAAAGUGAGUGUCCUUUUCACAGGUGCCUAAGAGAUUUGGAAUUUACUUUCCAUACUGGGUUCCUAAGUCAGAAAUCUCAAACAGGUCUCUGUGCAUUUUUUUGGAAAGACAUCACACUCCACCUCCAACAGUGGACCCAUGCCACAGGUGGGGUGACUGCAAAACCUCUUCUUUGCUAUAACAGCUGUGUGUCUAAAGAGAGGCAGUGCACUGGUGCCUAAAAGUGAUAUGCAAACCAAACAUACCAGCCUUCAGUCCUUUACUUAAUGAGCUUAAAUCCCAGAGCCACAUGAAAGAUUAUCAAAUGAUGGUGAUGAUGUUCAAGCCGUAUGUGGAAAUGUUUUACAUAUUUGUUUAUUUUUUCUCUCUGUAGGAUUUCAUGGUGCUUUAAAAAGGCAUUUACAGAAAAGGGAGGAUUUCGUAAUGUUAUUAGGAAGAUUAUAAAGCAAAAUUGCUUGUAAUAUUUCAAUAAGCUGUGCUGCUAUUGUCUUUAUCUGAUGAUGUAAUUUUUUUCAAUGAUGGAAAAAAUAUUGCAACAAAGACUUUCUGCCUUCUCUGUUGUCCUUUCUCCCCAUAAUGCCUAGUGUCCUUCAGUAGCUGGGGUUGGGAGCUUUUCUGCUUAUAUGAAGUCAGAAAUAGAUGAAGCUUUUAUUAAGUGUUUACUAUGUUCUAUGCACUGUGCUAAUAGAAAGUAACAUAAUCAAAAUGCUUUGGUUACUGGGCUUUAACACUUUAUCGUUUACACCAAUUUUCUCAUUUCUCUCAAUCGAAUAAUAUCUUUUCCACUUAGUGAGAAACAACAGCAAAUCACUUCAUGAACGCUUAUGGGAGUGAUUACCAUGGUCAAUGGGGAGACGUUGGAUCUUCUGAUUCAGUUCAUUUCCACAAACUUAAGCACCUACAAUGUGUAAGGUAUUGUUCUAGACCUGAUAUCUCAAAAAGCAAUAAUAAAUCAAUCUCUGUCUUCAAGAAGGUUACAUUCUACUAGAGAGAUACA